AACAUCAGAUCAUUUUCCAUAGGACUUAACAACAAAAGACAUUCAGCGCUUUCUUGAAAUAAGCCUGCGCAUUUGAUAUUCUAUUUAUUUAAUUUGUUCACUGAAUCUAGCCUACUCGCCGGUCACAACAAUUCGAAAAUGCCAUUUCUUGGACAAGACUGGCGGUCACCUGGUCAAAGCUGGGUGAAAACAGAGGAGGGAUGGAAAAAAUCGUCUCAGGACGAAAAAAAUAACAAUGUUUCCGAGUUGAAGAGCUUUUCCAAAGAGGAGAUUUAUUACAAAGAAAACCUGUUGCUCUCAUUGAACUAUGAUGUGGCUGCAAAGAAGAGGAAGAAGGACCUCCUAAACAACAACACUAAGAUUCCCUAUUUCUACAAAGACAAAUGGAUAUAUGUACACAAAGGGAGCACAAAAGAGCGCCAUGGGUACUGUACUCUGGGUGAAGCCUUCAAUCGGCUGGACUUCUGCAGUGCCAUUAGGGACACCCGGCGUUUCAACUACGUUGUGAGGCUGCUGGAGUUGAUUGCCAAGUCUCAGCUGCCGUCUCUGAGCGGAGUGGCACAGAAGAACUACAUGAACAUCCUGGAGAGAGUGGUGCAGAAAGUUCUGGAUGACCAGCAGAACGUGCGGCCCAUCAAGGAGCUCCUGCAGACCCUCUACGUGUCCCUGUGUGGCCUGGUGCAGGACAUGGGCAAGUCGGUGCUGGUGGGCAACAUCAAUAUCUGGGUGCACCGCAUGGAGAACAUCCUGCAGUGGCAACAGCAGCUGGACAACAUUCAGAUCAACAGGCCAACCACUACAGGGAUGACCCUAACUGACCUCCCUGCCAGCCUCCAGCUCAACAUCAUGCGCCGCCUCUCGGACGGGCGAGACAUCGUCAGUCUCGGCCAGGUGUGCCCGGACCUCGGGGUGUUGUCAGAGGACCGGCUGCUGUGGAAGAACCUGUGCCAGUACCACUUCACCGACCGACAGAUCCGCAAGCGUCUAAUGGUGUCUGAUAAAGGCCACCUAGAAUGGAAGAAGAUGUAUUUCAAGAUGAGCAGGUGCUACCCUCACAAGGAGCAGUACAGCGACACACUGCAGUUCUGCACACACUGCCACAUCCUCUUCUGGAAGGACACAGACCACCCAUGCACAGCCAACAAUGCAGAGAGUUGCUGCGUUCCAGUAUCUCCACAGGGCUUCAUCAACCUCUUCAAGUUCUGAGGGGGAAGUCCGCCAUCAGCAUGUGUAUAUAUGUCAAUAGUGCAAUGGAUUCCUGGAUGUCUUGAGACUGGGUAGGGGAAAAGGCCUGGACGGGUG
Sardina pilchardus (European sardine) is the source of this 1302-nucleotide messenger RNA. It is a transcript of the gene fbxo32, whose product is annotated as F-box protein 32. Gene Ontology annotation, molecular function: protein binding. The record is from RefSeq and is a predicted model, not a curated record. Gene Ontology annotation, cellular component: nucleus; SCF ubiquitin ligase complex; cytoplasm. Gene Ontology annotation, biological process: protein ubiquitination. The transcript has 9 exons. Lineage: Eukaryota; Metazoa; Chordata; Actinopteri; Clupeiformes; Clupeidae. Bases 139 to 1206 code for a protein of 355 amino acids.